Camellia sinensis is the source of this 558-nucleotide messenger RNA. The record is from RefSeq and is a predicted model, not a curated record. NCBI's taxonomy places the organism in Eukaryota, Viridiplantae, Streptophyta, Magnoliopsida, Ericales, Theaceae.
AUGUGGAAACUUUUCGUCGAUGGUGCUUCAAACAGACAUGGUGCCAGACUGGCCAUAGUUUUGAUCUCACUAGAAGUUUCUAGAGAAUAUGAAGCCAAGGAUAGCAGAAUAACCAAAUACCAGACCCUCGUAAGGGAAGAGCUCAAAAAAUUUCAAGCAGACAGAGUCGAACAAACUGGCCGUGAAAGGAACAGUCGGGUAGACGAGCUAGCUGGUUUGGCUUCUAUGGCUGACAAAUCGACACCUAGUCCCAUACUGAUUGAAUUACUCCUAAGGCCCAGCAUCAAAGAACUAGAAGUGGCAGAGGCGGAAGUGUCGAACAAGACAGUUCUGGAUGGGUUGAAGAAAAUGCUGGAGAAGGUGAAGGGAAAGUGGACUGAGGAACUUCCUAAUAUCCUGUGGGCAUACCGAACGAUGCCAAGACGAUCAACGAAUGAGACUCCUUUUGCCUUGGCAUAUGGCAUGGAUACCGUCAUCCCAUUAGAAGUCGACAUGCCCACCAUUCGGAGUGAGAACUUUGAGCCGGAUUUGAAUGCGAAAGCUAUCACCUGGAAUUAG